This is a messenger RNA of Nannospalax galili (Upper Galilee mountains blind mole rat), 10127 nucleotides long. It is a transcript of the gene Cacna1b, whose product is annotated as calcium voltage-gated channel subunit alpha1 B. The record is from RefSeq and is a predicted model, not a curated record. Gene Ontology annotation, molecular function: high voltage-gated calcium channel activity; calcium ion binding. Gene Ontology annotation, cellular component: membrane; voltage-gated calcium channel complex; neuronal cell body. Gene Ontology annotation, biological process: chemical synaptic transmission; calcium ion import across plasma membrane. Lineage: Eukaryota; Metazoa; Chordata; Mammalia; Rodentia; Spalacidae.
AUGGUGGAACAAGGAAUGCGAGAGGGAGGGGUCGACGACGCGGCCCCGGAGGAACCGGGUGUGGAUGCCAGUGGGGCCCGAGACUCGACGUCCGGACGCGGGCGACACCUCCCUGGGGAGGAAGGCGUGUCUGGCUGCGAGGAGCCCGAAGGCACCCGGGGCAGCUUAGGGUGGCUAGCUGCGGAGCUCGAGGCGGGCUGGGCACCGGGCGGCGCCGGGGCGCAGAGGCUCAAGAGCCGGGCUCACGCAGCGCUGCGCUCCCCGAGGGCUCGCGCUGGAUCGGGCGGGGGCGGCCGCGGAGCUGCUGGGGUGCGGCGGCGGCGGCUACCAGGCGAGGUUCUGGCAGCGGGCUCACGCAGCGCUGCGCUCCCCGAGGGCUCGCGCUGGAUCGGGCGGGGGCGGCCGCGGAGGCAGGUCCUGCGGGCCCGGGGGGCGGGUCCACCGCGGAUUGGUCGGAAGCUGCCGCGUGACCAGCCCCUUAUAGGGCGUGGCGCUGAGCAGCUGCUGGGGUGCGGCGGCGGCGGCUACCAGGCGAGGUUCUGGCAGCGCGGGCGGCUGGCGGCGGCUCGGCUCGGGGCCCCCUGCCCGGGCCCCGGGGGGCUGCAGCCGGGCCAGCGGGUUCUGUACAAGCAGUCCAUCGCGCAACGCGCCCGGACCAUGGCCCUGUACAACCCAAUCCCGGUCAAGCAGAACUGCUUCACCGUCAACCGUUCGCUCUUCGUCUUCAGCGAGGACAACGUCGUCCGAAAAUACGCCAAGCGCAUCACAGAGUGGCCUCCCUUCGAGUACAUGAUCUUGGCCACCAUCAUCGCCAACUGCAUCGUGUUGGCCCUGGAGCAGCAUCUUCCCGACGGGGACAAGACACCCAUGUCUGAGCGCUUGGAUGACACGGAACCCUAUUUCAUCGGGAUCUUUUGCUUUGAGGCGGGGAUCAAGAUCAUCGCACUGGGCUUCGUUUUCCACAAGGGCUCCUACCUUCGAAAUGGCUGGAAUGUCAUGGACUUCGUGGUGGUCCUCACAGGGAUUCUUGCCACAGCAGGAACUGACUUUGAUCUGCGAACCCUAAGAGCUGUGCGUGUGCUGAGGCCCCUGAAGCUGGUGUCUGGGAUUCCAAGCUUGCAGGUGGUGCUCAAGUCGAUCAUGAAGGCCAUGGUUCCACUGCUGCAGAUUGGGCUGCUGCUCUUCUUUGCCAUCCUCAUGUUUGCCAUCAUUGGCCUUGAGUUCUAUAUGGGGAAAUUCCACAAGGCCUGCUUCCCCAACAGCACAGAUACAGAGCCUGUGGGUGACUUCCCCUGUGGCAAGGAGGCUCCAGCCAGAUUGUGCGAAGGUGACACUGAAUGCCGGGAGUACUGGCCAGGACCCAACUUUGGUAUCACCAACUUUGACAACAUCCUGUUUGCCAUCUUGACAGUCUUCCAGUGUAUCACCAUGGAGGGCUGGACUGACAUCCUCUACAAUACAAAUGAUGCAGCUGGCAACACCUGGAACUGGCUCUACUUCAUCCCUCUCAUCAUCAUCGGCUCCUUCUUUAUGCUCAACCUGGUGCUGGGUGUACUUUCGGGAGAGUUUGCCAAGGAGCGAGAGCGGGUGGAAAACCGCCAUGCCUUCCUGAAGCUCCGUCGGCAGCAGCAGAUUGAGCGGGAGCUGAACGGGUACCUGGAGUGGAUCUUCAAGGCUGAGGAAGUCAUGCUGGCCGAGGAGGACAAGAAUGCAGAGGAGAAGUCCCCUUUGGAUGUGUUGAAGAGAGCUGCCACCAAGAAGAGCCGAAAUGACCUGAUUCAUGCAGAGGAGGGGGAGGACCGGUUUGCAGACCUCUGUGCUGUUGGGUCUCCUUUUGCUCGUGCCAGCCUCAAGAGCGGGAAGACAGAGAGCUCAUCCUACUUCCGGAGGAAGGAGAAGAUGUUCCGGUUCUUCAUUCGGCGUAUGGUGAAGGCUCAGAGCUUCUACUGGGUGGUGCUGUGUGUGGUGGCCCUGAACACGCUGUGUGUGGCCAUGGUGCACUAUAAUCAGCCUCAGCGGCUUACCACUGCACUGUACUUUGCAGAGUUUGUUUUCCUGGGUCUCUUCCUCACAGAGAUAUCCCUGAAGAUGUAUGGCCUGGGGCCCAGAAGCUACUUUCAGUCUUCCUUCAACUGCUUUGACUUUGGGUUAAUUGUUGGGAGCAUCUUUGAAGUGGUCUGGGCUGCCAUCAAACCAGGAACCUCCUUUGGAAUCAGUGUGCUACGGGCACUCCGCUUGCUGAGGAUCUUCAAGGUCACAAAGUACUGGAACUCCCUGAGGAACCUGGUGGUGUCCCUCCUCAACUCCAUGAAGUCCAUCAUCAGCCUCCUCUUCCUGCUCUUCUUCAUUGUGGUUUUUGCUCUGCUGGGAAUGCAGCUAUUUGGGGGCAGGUUCAACUUUCAAGAUGAGACGCCGACGACCAACUUUGAUACCUUCCCAGCUGCCAUCCUCACUGUCUUUCAGAUCCUGACAGGAGAGGACUGGAAUGCAGUGACGUAUCAUGGGAUCGAAUCCCAAGGUGGAGUCAGCAAAGGCAUGUUCUUCUCCUUUUACUUCAUUGUCCUGACAUUGUUUGGAAACUACAUACUGCUGAAUGUCUUCCUAGCCAUUGCUGUGGACAACUUUGCCAAUGCCCAGGAGCUGACAAAGGAUGAAGAGGAGAUGGAAGAAGCAGCCAAUCAGAAGCUUGCUCUACAGAAGGCCAAAGAAGUAGCAGAAGUCAGCCCCAUGUCUGCUGCCAACAUCUCCAUUGCUGCCAGGCAGCAAAACUCGGCCAAGGCGCGCUCAGUAUGGGAGCAGCGGGCCAGCCAGCUACGGCUACAGAACCUGCGUGCCAGCUGCGAGGCACUGUACAGUGAGAUGGACCCAGAGGAGCGGCUACGCUACGCCACUACACGCCAUGUGCGGCCAGACAUGAAGACGCACAUGGACCAGCCACUGGUGGUGGAGCCCAGCCGCGAUGGCCCGCGGGCACCCAUGGGAAGCAAGGCGAGGCCUGAGGGCACAGAGGCCACUGAAGGAGCUGACCCUCCGCGCCGGCACCACCGGCACCGAGACAAGGACAGGGCCCCUGCUGGCGGCGAGCAGGACAGGACAGACUGUCCGAAGGCAGAAAGCACAGAGGCCGGGGCACGGGAGGAGCGUGUGCGCCCACGUCGCAGUCACAGCAAGGAGGCUGCAGGAACCGCGGAGGUGCCAGUGCGCAGUGAACGUGGCCGGCGCCACCACCGACGAGGUUCCCCAGAGGAGGCGGCCGACCGUGAGCCCCGGCGCCACCGCACCCAUCGGCAUGGGCUGGACUCGGGCAAGGAGGGUGCCCCACCUGCACUUGGACCCAAGGGUGAGCGUCGCCCGAGGCACAGAGGCCCCCGAGCCGGCCCCCGGGAGGCAGAGAGCAGUGAGGAGCCGCGUAGACACCGUGGAAGGCACAAAGUACCUCCUGCACAUGAACCCAUUGAGAGGGAGGCUACAGAAAAGGAGAGCGACAUGACAGAAGGGGACAAGGAGACCCGGAACCACCAGCCCAAGGAGCCUCACUAUGAUCUGGAGGCCAGUGGGAUAACAAGUGUGGGUCCUCUGCACAUGCUGCCCAGCACCUGUCUUCAGAAGGUGGAGGAACAACCGGAGGAUGCAGACAACCAGCGUAAUGUCACUCGGAUGGGCAGUCAGCCCUUAGACCCCAGCACUACUGUUCAUGUCCCAGUGACACUGACAGGCCCUCCUGGGGAGACCACGGUAGUUCCCAGUGGUAACGUGGACCUGGAAAGCCAAGCAGAGGGCAAGAAGGAGGCAGAAGCUGAUGAUGUGCUGAGAAGAGGCCCCCGGCCCAUUGUCCCGUACAGCUCCAUGUUCUGUCUCAGUCCCACCAACCUACUCCGUCGCUUCUGCCAUUACAUUGUAACCAUGCGGUACUUUGAGAUGGUGAUUCUUGUGGUCAUUGCCCUGAGUAGCAUUGCCCUAGCUGCCGAGGAUCCCGUGCGGACUGAUUCGUCCAGGAACAAUGUUUUGAAGUACAUGGAUUACAUUUUUACAGGUGUCUUCACCUUUGAGAUGGUCAUAAAGAUGAUAGACUUGGGGUUGCUAUUGCACCCUGGGGCUUACUUUCGGGACCUGUGGAACAUUCUGGACUUCAUUGUGGUCAGUGGAGCCCUGGUGGCAUUUGCCUUCUCGAGCUUCAUGGGAGGAUCCAAAGGGAAAGACAUCAACACCAUCAAGUCCCUGAGAGUCCUGCGUGUCCUGCGACCUCUCAAGACCAUCAAACGGCUGCCUAAGCUCAAGGCUGUGUUUGGCUGUGUGGUGAAUUCCUUGAAGAAUGUCUUGAACAUCCUGAUUGUUUACAUGCUCUUCAUGUUCAUAUUUGCCGUCAUUGCAGUGCAGCUCUUCAAAGGAAAGUUUUUUUGCAGCACUGAUGAAUCCAAGGAGCUGGAAAGGGACUGCAGGGGUCAGUAUUUGGAUUAUGAGAAGGAGGAAGUAGAAGCUCAACCAAGGCAGUGGAAGAAAUAUGACUUCCAUUAUGACAAUGUGCUCUGGGCUCUGUUGACCCUAUUCACUGUGUCCACUGGAGAGGGAUGGCCCAUGGUGCUGAAACACUCUGUGGAUGCCACCUAUGAGGAGCAGGGACCAAGCCCUGGGUUCCGCAUGGAGCUUUCCAUCUUCUAUGUGGUCUACUUUGUGGUCUUCCCUUUUUUCUUUGUCAACAUCUUUGUGGCCUUGAUCAUUAUCACCUUCCAGGAGCAGGGAGACAAGGUGAUGUCUGAAUGCAGCCUGGAGAAGAAUGAGAGGGCUUGCAUUGACUUUGCAAUCAGCGCCAAGCCCCUGACACGAUACAUGCCUCAAAACAAGCAGUCGUUCCAGUAUAAGACGUGGACAUUUGUGGUUUCUCCACCCUUUGAGUACUUCAUUAUGGCUAUGAUAGCCCUCAACACAGUGGUGCUGAUGAUGAAGUUCUACGAUGCACCCUAUGAGUACGAGCUGAUGCUGAAAUGCCUGAACAUUGUGUUCACAUCCAUGUUCUCCAUGGAAUGUAUAUUGAAGAUCAUCGCCUUUGGGGUGCUGAACUACUUCAGAGAUGCCUGGAAUGUCUUUGACUUUGUCACUGUGUUGGGAAGUAUUACUGAUAUUUUAGUAACAGAGAUUGCGAACAACUUCAUCAACUUGAGCUUUCUCCGUCUCUUCCGAGCAGCACGGCUCAUCAAGCUGCUUCGUCAGGGCUACACCAUCCGCAUCCUGCUGUGGACCUUCGUCCAGUCCUUCAAGGCGCUGCCCUACGUGUGCCUUCUCAUUGCCAUGCUGUUCUUCAUCUAUGCCAUCAUCGGAAUGCAGGUUUUUGGAAACAUUGCCCUCGAUGAUGACACCAGCAUCAACCGACACAACAACUUCCGGACAUUCCUACAAGCCUUGAUGCUGUUGUUCAGGAGUGCCACCGGGGAGGCUUGGCAUGAGAUCAUGCUGUCUUGUCUGGGCAACCGGGCCUGCGACCCCUAUGCCAACGCCAGUGAAUGUGGGAGCGACUUUGCCUACUUUUAUUUUGUCUCCUUCAUCUUCCUUUGUUCCUUUCUGAUGUUGAACCUCUUCGUUGCUGUGAUCAUGGACAAUUUUGAGUACCUCACUCGGGACUCUUCCAUCCUAGGGCCUCACCACCUGGAUGAAUUCAUUCGUGUCUGGGCUGAGUACGACCCAGCUGCGUGUGGGCGCAUCAGUUACAAUGACAUGUUUGAGAUGCUGAAACACAUGUCCCCACCUCUGGGGCUGGGGAAGAAAUGCCCGGCUCGAGUUGCAUACAAGCGCCUGGUUCGCAUGAAUAUGCCCAUAUCCAAUGAGGACAUGACGGUACAUUUUACAUCCACGCUGAUGGCCCUCAUCCGGACUGCACUGGAGAUCAAGCUUGCCCCAGCCGGGACCAAGCAACACCAGUGUGAUGCAGAGCUGAGGAAGGAGAUCUCCUCUGUGUGGGCUAAUCUGCCCCAGAAGACCCUGGACUUACUGGUACCACCCCACAAGCCUGAUGAGAUGACAGUGGGGAAAGUCUAUGCAGCUCUGAUGAUAUUUGACUUCUACAAACAGAACAAAACCACCAGGAUCCAGAUUCACCAAGCUCCUGGAGGCCUGUCCCAGACAAACCCAGGAAAGUGGCAUCAAGGAGUCCCUGUCCUGGGGCACACAGAGGACCCAGGAUGCACUUUAUGAGGCCAGGGCACCCCUAGAGCGUGGCCAUUCUGCAGAGAUCCCUGUGGCACAGCCAGGAACACUGGCUGUGGAUGUCCAGAUGCAGAACAUGGCACUGAGAGGCCCCAGUGGGGAGCCCCAACCUGGGCUGGAGAGCCAAGGCCGAGCUGCCUCUAUGCCACGCCUGGCAGCAGAAACACAGCCUGCUCCUGAUGCCAGCCCCAUGAAGCGCUCAAUCUCCACACUGGCCCCACGCCCCCAUGGGACCCACCUUUGUAACACAGUCUUGGACCGGCCUCCCCCAAGCCAGGCAUCACAUCACCACCACCACCGCUGCCACCGGCGCAGGGACAAGAAGCAGAGGUCCCUAGAGAAGGGGCCCAGCCUGUCUGCUGACACAGAAGGUGGUGCAAUACCAAGCAGUGCUGCAGGAUCUGGGCUGCCCCAGGAAGAAGGGUCCACAGGCUGUCGGCGGGAACGCAAACAGGAGCGAGGUCGGUCCCAGGAGCGGAGGCAGCCCUCAUCCUCUUCUUCUGAGAAGCAGCGCUUUUACUCCUGUGACCGCUUUGGGGGCCGGGAGCCCACGCAACCCAAGCUGUCUCUCAGUAGCCACCCCACAUCUCCGACAGCAGGGCUAGAGCCAGGACCCCAGCCACAGGGCAGUGGUUCCGUUAAUGGGAGUCCCUUGAUGUCAACAUCUGGUGCUAGCACCCCAGGCCGAGGUGGGCGGAGACAGCUCCCCCAGACUCCUCUGACCCCACGCCCCAGCAUCACUUACAAGACGGCAAACUCCUCACCCAUCCACUUUGCUGGCGCUCAGAGUGGCCUCCCAGCCUUCUCCCCUGGCCGUCUCAGCCGCGGCCUUUCCGAACACAAUGCACUGCUCCAGAAAGACCCUCUGAGCCAGCCCCUAGCCCCUGGCUCUCGAAUUGGCUCUGACCCUUACCUAGGGCAGCGUUUGGACAGUGAGGCUUCUGCCCACACCCUGCCUGAGGACACACUCACCUUUGAAGAGGCAGUGGCCACCAACUCUGGCCGCUCCUCCAGGACUUCCUAUGUGUCCUCCCUCACCUCCCAAUCCCAUCCUCUCCGCCGUGUGCCCAAUGGCUACCACUGCACUUUGGGUCUCAGCACCGGCGUCCGGGCUCGGCACAGCUACCACCACCCAGACCAAGACCACUGGUGCUAGCUGCACCAUGACCACCCAUGCACCGGCUCAGUGGGUGUGGGUUCCAGUUGAUGAGUUUUAUCAUCCCCGCUGGACUGUGGGGCCAGACCAGAGCCCCGGGAGGAGGGGGCCUCACCUUGUGGCCUCUGUGGUGGAGGUUCCUGCUUCUCUCCCUCCCUCCCUUUUACACUGGAUGGACUAAUAAAGCCCUUUCUUAGAGGGAUGUGGUUUUCUCUAUCCCCCUGUGUACUGCCUUCCUGGGUUCCAUGCCAGGUGUUGGAUCCUAAGCAGGAGGUAGCUGAGUUGAGAUGGACCCAGCAAAUCCAAAUCCUGUGUCAUGGCCUCCAGCAUCCAGGGUCGGUGCUUGGGACUUUUUAGGAGGUGUGUGUCUCAUGGGAAGAAUCAGUUUUUGAAUGUGUGGUAUGGGGGACAGAAUAUACCUGAAAGCAAGAAAAGGAGCCCAGCUGUGGCCUAGCAGCACCUGCCAGCAGCAGUGAUCACACAUCUAUUGUUGGUCUUAGAGUUAAAUGGCAAGCGUGUGUAGAGAUGUUCUCAAGGCUGUCUUUCCCCUCUACUGUUGCCACAACAGGGACCAAAUCUGGAGAAUGUUUAUGCUGUUGAUUCUGGUUUUCAGUCACAACACUCUUCACUGUUUGUCACUUCUAUAUACUUGAUCUAGAAAAAUAGAAAACAAAAAAAUGGGGAAGGAAACAUUAACUUUUAAAAAAUCAAUCUGUAGGAAGGUCUUCACUUUGCAUUGUUUGUGUGAGUUGUGUGAAAUGUUCCUGUAUGGAAUCUGCCCAGCCCGGGUGGUCUCUGAUGACCCUGGCUCCUGGCUCAACCAAGUGCCUGACCUCUGGCUCCUGGGCAUCAUGUGUGAGGCGAGGCCUCAUGAACUAUCAUGUGGGUUGGGCGAAAACUGCUCAGAGCAGCACUGGGGCUUGUGUUCUAGGGAGCACUGACAAUGUCCAGCAGCAGACCACAGUCAGAAGCAAGCUGAUGCGCCCCAUAUACCUCCUGCGAAUGAUGGGUUCUGGGGAAGCCACAGAGCAGUAGAGUAUGUGCUUGUGUGAGGCAUUUUCAAUCUGUUCUUAUCUGAUUCUCAGGGACGGGAUGCCUGCCAAGUAGAGUGUGAUCUCUGUUGUGUAUAAAAGUAGUUUUCAUUGAGUGCUGAAGAGAGAAGAGGGUUAGUAAAGAAGAGGGGACAGGACAGGAGGGAAGAAACCCCAGCUAAAGGCACAGCAGGAAACUAGGAAAGGGGAAAUGGCUCCUCAAAUGAGCUUGGGUGUCUAGAGCCUAAGAAGUUCUCUGACUCCAGGCCCAGGGAGGCUAUAGUCUCAAACAAAGCUUCACCUCAUGGCCACUUUGCAAAGGGAAAACCCAUACUCAGGAUGGUGUUCAGUGUGCACAGAUGGCCGGGAUGUCCACUAAAAGACGAUUGCACAUAAAUAAGUUCUCCUUGGUGUGUUCUCUGUUUUGAAACUUCAGAUGACUUCUUGGUGGAAUUGUUGGCUUCUAACCCAUAUUUCUCACAGAAGCUAUGUGUGAUGUGUGUGUGCGUGCGUGUCUGUGCUCACAGAAGAUGUGUAUGGAGCUGUGUUCAGUGAGUGACUGUUGUCAACCAUAGGGCUAUGCAACAAAAGACACAUUUACUAGAAACAAAACACAAGACCACCACUUGGUCUAGGGUUUCAGCAUGAUUGUGACCAAACCUUUUUAUAGAAUUUCCUUAUGUGAAGGCACAACACUCUGAAACUUUAAAGAUAACAGAGUAUUUUAUUCCAAUAGGGUAAAAUUAAACAGACUGUGCAUGUGACUGCACCCAUGUUGCAAAGUAGAAGGAUGUGCAUUUUAAUACUGAUGUUCUGUCUCUGUUCCUGCCCAAGCCCAUGUUCUCUUGGGUGUUAAAUGUAUGCAUUCUGUGUAGAACUACAACUGUCUUCCCGACAGUCCUGGGAUGGUUAUAAUCUUUAUCCAACAUAGCCUAGCUGGCUUGUCUGGAUUCUUCCAGGCACUGAUACUCAUUAAAAUCACAGUAAGUGGGGAGAGGAGUCUUGUUUCUGGACUUUGGGUUUGUUUCUGUUCUGUCUCUUCUCAAGCUAUUGUCUGUUCCCUCUGAAAUCUCAUAGUGAGUUGCCAAAUUUGAAAUGCAACAACCAGCUGUCUGCAUCUGGAAACUGUCAAGCAGUGGCUGUAGUUUGAACAAGUUAUGUGUGCAUGUAAAAUAUAUACAUAUAUACAUUAUACAAAUAUGUGCAUGAAAUGUAUACCUUCGUACUUUUUGAUACAAUGUAUUCAUUUGUUAAUUUUUAAUUAUAUUUGAUAUAAAUUGAAGGUUUGUUGCAAAACUUUAUAUUUAACAGUGUUGAGAGAGAUGAGAGAGAGAGAGAGAGAGAGAGAGAGAGAGAGAGAGAUCCAAUCAUGCAACACAAUUGGGACCUACUUUUUAAAAAAUCCUUUGACUAGUUUGCUGCCUGAAUAAUAUUUACAAGCCAAACUUUGGAUUCUGCUCUUGUUUCUACAAUGAAAUUUUGUAUAAAGCAAAGUCCUUCAAUUAAAUAAAAACAACAACAACAACAAAAAAUCAAAGUCAAAGCCCAGGAUACCGCUGGCUGGUACCUGAGGACAGUGUGUCUUAGUGCGUCGGUGGACGGGGUGCACUGCCAGGGAGCCUCAGGAAAAAGCGGGAACUUUUAGAAUGUGCCUGUGAGUCCCGGAUAAAAUGCAAGAGUGAGAUGUGGUUGAGAGUGAGGAUGAGCAUAGCUUAGAUUCCUGAGGAUGCCUGGGCAAAUGU